Cuscuta epithymum is the source of this 1939-nucleotide messenger RNA. The record is from the annotation of a GenBank genome assembly. NCBI's taxonomy places the organism in Eukaryota, Viridiplantae, Streptophyta, Magnoliopsida, Solanales, Convolvulaceae.
CCGACUUAAUUGAUUGCCUUCAUUUUCCAUCGCAAUUCAUUAAGAUUUCAACACAUAUACGUAGGUGUCUCGUCAACUUCUCUGCGCUAUAACUACAAGCCCAUGCACCACCAGUGUCAUUCAAUUCUAGCUUAGCUUAGUCAAUCGGCUGUUCAGUGACUUAAAUAUCCAUCAGAGUAAGCUAGAUCAGAGCUUAAUUAAAUAACUCGGCAUCGAAAUUAAAUAUCGUUUAGAAGUAAAAAGUAAUGGCGUGUUUGUUUCCACCUAGAAUGACAGUCCGAAUGCGUAAGCCGGAGUUGGUUUCGCCAAAAACGCCAACGCCACGAGAGACGAAGCCUCUGUCUGACGUGGACGACCAAGCCAGCCUCCGGUACCAAAUGCCCUUGGUCUGGUUUUACAAAAGCAAGGCGGCGGCGGGCUCUAAUAAGCCGCAGCCCGGGAGCGACGUCACUGAUGAUCCGGCUGAGCUGAUCAGGGAAGGUUUGGCGAAGGCGCUGGUGUUCUACUACCCGCUGGCCGGCCGGCUCGUCGAAGGGCCGAAGAAGAAGCUGAGCGUGGACUGCACCGGCGAGGGAGUGCUCUUUGUGAGGGCGGAGGCCAACCUCUCCCUCCAGAAGUUGGGCCGUUUUGUGCAAUCGCCGAGCCCUUAUCUCGAGAAGCUUCUGUAUCACGUGCCUGGCUCCGAUUAUAUCACCGGCGCCCCUCUUCUCCUUCUUCAGGUGACUCGUUUUACAUGCGGCGGAUUUGCGCUUGGCGUCCGCUUAAACCACACCAUGUUGGACGGCUAUGGUAUCUUCCUCUUCUUAAAGGCCGUCUGCGAAUUAGCCACUGGCGCUUUAGCGCCAUCAGUUUUACCGGUGUGGGAGAGACAACUGUUGACCGCUGCUGCUGAUUCAUCAGAGACGGCGGCGGCAGAGGACACCAUGUACGGCAGCUCCGUCACGGUGGCCACCAGUAACAAAAAGCAGUUCAAGCUGCUCGACAUUGAGAGGUGGGCCAGCUUCGCUCUGGACUUCGACAAAGUGGCAGCCCAGCCCCGUUUCUUCUUCUACCCCGCCAUACUGAGACCCAUUCUGCUUCACCGCUCAUUCACCCUCACUCCACAAGAUAUUCAGGCUCUCAAAGACCGGGUUUUGGAGGAAGGCCUGGGCAAGUGCUCCACUUUUGAGGUGAUCUCCGCGUGUUUGUGGAAAUGCCGCACGGUCGGGCUUCAGCCCGACCCCAACGCUACGGUCACGAUCACCUUCCCCACUGACAUCCGGGGAAGGUCAUCGACGACCGGGCUGACGAUUCCUCGUGGGUACUACGGAAACGCCAUCGUGAUGCUGUCCGCCGCCGCCAACGCUAAGAUGUUGUGCGAGAGUCCCCUAUCUUACGCCAUCCAGUUGAUCAGAGAGUCCAAGGAGAAACUGAACGGCGACUAUGUCAAGUCGGCGAUUGACUUCUUGGUGGUUAACGAGCGCCGGAGGUUACCGAUCGAGAGGAAUUUACUCAUUUCGGACCUAUCGAAAAUUGGUAUGGAGAAACUAGACUUUGGUUGGGGGAAUGCUAUUUAUGCAGGCACCGCCACAGCCGCUUACGGCGCCACUUUUCUAGAACGUCCGAAGAGCAGCGCAAGUGUGGAGGGCGGUGUUUUGGUGCCCAUUGCUUUGCCUCACGUUUCUAUGCUGAUUUUCAGUCGUGAGUUCAAGAAGAUGGCUAUGAAGUCGUCGUCUAACACACCGGUGCUCCGGCCUGGCCCUUACACACGUUUAUAGAAACAACUAAAUAAAUUAAGGCAAAUUUUGAUAGAUUGUUCAUAUAAAACAAUGAAAACAUUGAAAUUAAAUUAUUCAAAUAUAAAUAAAUGAUGAAGUAAUGAUGUGAAUCUAUCAUGUGUUAUACUUCUCGUACCCUCACAUUUUUAUGUCCCCUAUAAUGAUGAAGUAUUACGGUUUUA